GGUCGAUGAUCCUGUUACUUUUAAUCACACGAAGCCAGAUUAAAUUAAAUAACUACUUCUCCAACCUUGCACUUUUCUCCAGAGUGCCGUGGUUCAUUGUUUAUUAAUGUAGUUCAUUCUACUUGUGAUGGUCGGACAUGGCAACCUGUGCAGCCCAUGUAUUGAUUCCAUCCGAUAGCUGCUAUAAUACAAAACAAAACGUCUGCCUCUCUCCACAAUGAUCAAUAACAGUGAACGGAUGGUCAAAAUAAUGAUGUGGACGGGGAAGCAAUUUCCUAUGGCCUGACCGAGACGAUGGUCGCAUACCUCUUUGAAGGUUCCUUCAAAAAGCAAGCUAAAUUCCUACAAUUUGCACGCCAGCUGAAGGAGCCAGAGCCAACUACAACGCUGACUUUUGAGAUCUUGCCAAAUGAUUGUCUUCUCCAACAUGUCAAGAAUAUGGGAGUUUCCCUGCUGUGUUUACCCUGCCAACGUUCCCCAAAGAUAUCCAGACCAAACUGGACACAAAACAACCAUGCCAUAAAGUGUCUACUGAUAGACACAAACAUCGUGAGGAUAUUGCAUGAGACGAUGGCACAAUACACAAUGUAUCCGACAAAUUCUGAAUAUAUUAAAGUGGCCAAAGCAUUGAUUUUCAGGUAUCCUUUCCUGAAGGAUAUGGAGGGGAAUGGAUAUAACACCUGGCAUAUGUCUUUAAAACGGCGGUUCAAAGCUGAAAGGACGCCCCUGGUCCACCACGAGGUAGUUCCAAACAUGAAGCAAAAGUUUGGGCAUCAUAGAUCACCCCAAGCACCAGAAAAUAACCAGGGAAGCAUAACGACUUCUGACAGACGAUCUUCAGACAUCAUUUCUGUUUCUGGGGAGGACGAGUCCUCCAUUGGUGCACACACACAGGUUUUGAAACGACAAUACCUGAAGACCCAGCCUGAUUCCUGCAUCGUUACCAACGCCAUGACCAAGACAUUUCAGUGGAGGAGAAAGGAGGUGGCUGAGGGGGUACGGGCUGAUGCUAUCGCCAAUAAGUAUCCAUUCUUGAAGACACCUGCUGGGUUGUGUGAGGAAAUGAACCGCAUCCACAACAUUGAAAACCUGCAGCACCGCUUCAGAGAGGAAUUUCUCCUCAUUCUACCCAAGGUGCUGGCCCUUGCAAGAGGAAAAUCUCCUCUGGAGAAGAUAUAUCUGCAGGCAAGAGAAGAGUCACUGAGCGAAGAUCUACCAGCCAUGGACUUCAAAGCCGGGCUUGUUCUCCUGCCAAUUAUUUUCAAGGAAAAGGUGGAGCAUCAUGUUACUUUGGAAGAGCCUGGCACACCUUACCCGACCACCCAACUGACGCACACCAACUGGAAGUCAGCCUUCACAAGAAGAGGGCCCAGUGUGGUCAAAACGGAUGGGUUUGAGUUGUGCAGGGCCAGUGAUUUGGAGGAGGGAGUCAUCGCAGCCUUUUGCGCAUAUUUCGUUUUCAACAUGGCCUACCCACCAAACCGUAAGAACACCUUGACCUUCGUACAGCGCUGCAUCCUGAAAAUAUCUGAGGAGGGGGAUAAGCCGCUCUCGACCACUGUUAUCAGAAUUCUUAACCAGUUAUACUAAUGCCUCGCCUACAUCAAUGUCCCAAGUGCUCUCGAAGAACAUUCACACUAAUGAAAUUAGUACAGCAUGUUGGACUUAUACAUGCUCAAGAGUCUAAUUUUAACAUAACUUGUGGAUUGAAUGAUUGUCAAAGUACAUUUUCAAAAUAUGAGUCUUUCAGAAGACACAUGUACAGAAAACACAAGCACUCCAUUUUGCCCUCUGAUGACGAAGAGCAUGAGCCCCCUAUGGACCUUGAAAAUGAAGAUGACGCUGCAGAAAAUGAUCCCUCCACAAAUGGCAUGGCCGAACAGCCUCCCUGCUUGAAUGAACUGUUGACAUCGUUUAGUGAGAACCUUGUUAGUUUUAUUCUAAAAUGUAGAGAAAAAAAUAAUCUUCCACUGUUGGUACAGGAGGAAAUCCUUGAUGUCAAUUUUUUGUUUUCUUUUUUUAAGGAAAACUAUGAUGCAUUCAUAGCCUACCACCUAAACAAAAGUGGCUUUAACAUGUCAGAAAACCCUGAAAUUCAGAAUGUUUUACAAUCUUAAGGAUUUUUUUGAAGAAGCAUCAAAUGUGAUUAGGUCUAAAUACAAGCUGAAAGAGCAUUGCAAGUCAAAACUCGAUAUGACUGAACCUGUUCAGUACACUUUAAGAGGUUCUUCAGGACACAAACUGGGCAGCUACUCCUAUGUUCCUCUUAGUCAAGUGCUGCGUAAAUAUUGCUCCCACGUAGAUGUUUGGGAAGAAAUACAGUCUUACAAUAACCAACAAAAAAAUGAAGGUGUUUUAAGUGACUAUUCCGAUGGGGUCUACUUUGCAGAGCACCCAUUCUUCAUGCAUCAUCCGAAUUCCUUACGACUACAUUUUUAUGAGGAUGAGUUUGAAGUAGUGAACCCUUUAGGUUCUAAACGUAACAAACACAAAUUGUGUGCCUUUUAUUAUUCAAUCGGUAAUAUGGACGGGCGCUAUCGGUCUCAAUUGAAGAAUAUUCAUUUAGCUUUACUUGUGCGUUAUUCAUAUGUAAAACAAUGUGGUUGGGAUGUCAUAUUGAAACCAAUGCUUGAUGAUCUCAAAGAUCUAGCAACGAAUGGGUUCACUGUAUCUGUUAGUGGGAUUGAGUAUAAAGUUAAUGCAGCACUAGCAACGAUUUCUAGCGAUAAUCUCUCUGCUCAUAUGCUUGCUGGGUACAGCAUGUCAUUCAACUCUGGUAGGAUUUGUAGGUAUUGCAUGGCAACUUAUAAUGAAAUGAAAGAAAAGUUUACAGAGGAAUGUUUUGUUUUAAGAACAGCAGCUGUUCACCAAUAUCACCUUGAAUGUAUAGUACAAAAUCCAGACAGUAAAGCAAUAUAUGGAGUACAGAGUAAAUGUCCAUUUGAUGAACUGCCCUAUUUUGACACAACUACCUCCUUUCCCCCAGACAUAAUGCACGAUCUACUAGAAGGAGUAAUUCCUUUAGUUCUAAAACUUGUUUAGACUCGAGCUCAUAGAGAGAAGCAUAUCACUAUUACAGAAGUAAAUGAAGAGUUACAGAAACUCUCAAUUGGUCAAAAUGACAAGACAAACCGACCUGUACUGCUGUCUGAAAAGCUUUUAAAUAAGUCAGGAAUAGUUGGAUCUGCAUCACAAAAGUGGUGUCUUUUUAGGUUGCUCCCUUUUCUAAUAGCAGACCGUGUUCCACCAGAUAGUAAAUAUUGGAAUGUGUUCCUCUUGUGUCGUGAGAUUUCAGAUAUUGUCAUGGCAUCUACAGUAAAAAAGCGGUGUCUUCCCAUGUUAGACUUACUUGUACAGGAGUUCCUCGGAGAAAUGAAAGACGUAUUUGGGAUCAUUACACCCAAGUGCCAUUAUAUGAUACAUUACUCUCGACUUAUGUUAAUGUAUGGACCUCUUCGAUCCCUUUGGUGCAUGCGAUUUGAAGGGAAGCAUCAGUAUUUUAAAAAAAAAAUGUUGCGAUUGUUUGGCAUUGAAACUUUCUCUUCUCUGAAAAGUAAUUUCAGACCGUAAUGUCCAUCAGUGAGGUUGGUGGAACUUUUCAUGAAUUCCAAAAACUUAAGAUCUUCUGGCUUUUCAUCAGCUGAUCUCUCAUUGAAGUCAUGGUUGUAUUGCUUUACCAGCAGUUCCUCCAAGCUGGUUAUGGGAUGUGAUUGACUGCAAUGGUGGGACAGCUGUUUACAAUUUGGCGGUCUCCUCUCAGCAGUCCAUUGACAACCCACCCUAGCAGGGGUCUGACAGCAUAAGGUCCAUCAUCAUCGCUGUUCACCACCUCCCAUGGUUCCAUGAGUUUUGAGACAUUAGCUCCAAUUAGCAGCUCCACGUCAGCGUCAAUGACAGGAAGUUUCAGAGUUUAAGUGGUGCCAUGCACUUAACUCUUCCUGUUUUGGAAUGUUGUCACGAGUCACAGGCAUUACAGUUUGUGUGAACACAUCAGGUAGCUCAUAGUAAUUAUUACUGUUGAGUGCAGCUGUUACGGGUCCCCGAUAUGAGGACCACAGUAACAGUGAUGAUACCUGUAAUGAGCAGGUGAGACAGGAGCAAUGAGGACACGGGUUAUUUGGUUUCCUUCCAGGUUGCUUCUGUUGGUAGUUUUAUUACACAAACUUAUUUAAACAUCUUAAUUCUCUUAUGCAUUUCAGUGUAUUUACUUAAUCAUUCACUUUUCUGACAGCUCCAUCAACUGUCAAUAACCCCUUCUGUGACAAACACACAUUCAAGCUGAACUUCACUAAUCUUUUUGUACCUUUCAUACAUCUUGUUUUACAGUAUUAAACCUGUAUUAAAUAUCCCUUGAAACUGUAA
This is a messenger RNA of Gymnodraco acuticeps, 4362 nucleotides long. Its product is annotated as sterile alpha motif domain-containing protein 3-like. NCBI's taxonomy places the organism in Eukaryota, Metazoa, Chordata, Actinopteri, Perciformes, Bathydraconidae. Bases 295 to 1590 code for a protein of 431 amino acids. The record is from RefSeq and is a predicted model, not a curated record. The transcript has 9 exons.